AUGUUAAUACUCAAUAAAACAGAUCUAACCCCAGCUUCAUUCAUUCUUAAUGGAGUUCCAGGACUGGAGGACAUACACGUCUGGAUUUCCUUCCCAUUUUGUUCCAUGUAUGUGGUGGCUGUGGUUGGGAACUGUGGACUCCUCUACCUUAUCCGCUAUGAGGACUCUCUGCACAGGCCCAUGUACUACUUCUUGGCCAUGCUUUCUCUAACUGACCUUGUGAUGUGCUCUAGUACGAUUCCAAAAGCCCUCUGCAUCUUCUGGUUUCAUCUCAAGGAAAUUGGAUUUGAUGAAUGCUUGGUUCAGAUGUUUUUUAUCCAUACCUUCACAGGGAUGGAGUCUGGGGUGCUCAUGCUUAUGGCCCUCGACCGCUAUGUGGCCAUCUGCUAUCCCCUGCGUUACUCAACCAUCCUCACCAAUCCUGUCAUUGCAAAGGCUGGGCUCGUCACUUUUUUGAGAGGAGUAUUGCUUAUAAUUCCAUUUACUUUUCUCACCAAGCGCCUGCCCUACUGUAGAGGCAAUAUAAUACAUCAUACCUACUGUGACCACAUGUCUGUAGCCAAGUUAUCCUGUGGAAAUAUCAAGGUCAAUGCCAUCUAUGGUCUGAUGGUGGCACUUCUGAUUGGGGGCUUUGAUAUCCUGUGCAUCACAGUCUCCUACACCAUGAUCCUUCGGGCAGUAGUCAGCCUCUCCUCAGCAGACGCUCGGCAGAAGGCUUUCAGCACCUGCACUGCCCAUAUCUGUGCUAUUGUUUUCUCUUACAGUCCAGCCUUCUUCUCCUUUUUUUCUCACCGUUUUGGUGGCCACACGAUCCCACCAUCUUGUCACAUUAUUGUGGCCAAUAUUUAUCUACUUCUGCCCCCUACUAUGAACCCUGUUGUGUAUGGGGUAAAAACCAAGCAGAUACGAGACUGUGUUGUAAGGAUACUUUCAGGUUCUAAAGACAUCAAAUCCCAUAGCAUAUAG
Molecule: messenger RNA, 966 nt
Organism: Tupaia belangeri chinensis (Chinese tree shrew)
Lineage: Eukaryota; Metazoa; Chordata; Mammalia; Scandentia; Tupaiidae
Product: olfactory receptor 52N4
Exons: 1
Coding region: 1-966 (321 amino acids)
Biological process (GO): G protein-coupled receptor signaling pathway
Cellular component (GO): plasma membrane
Molecular function (GO): olfactory receptor activity; G protein-coupled receptor activity
Source: RefSeq, a predicted model, not a curated record